Acanthosepion pharaonis is the source of this 1632-nucleotide messenger RNA. The record is from the annotation of a GenBank genome assembly. Lineage: Eukaryota; Metazoa; Mollusca; Cephalopoda; Sepiida; Sepiidae.
AUGACAAGUCUCUUUUACCUCGGCAGAUAUCAAGUCUUUUUACCUCUGCAAUUACCAAGUCUUUUUACCUCCUUGAAUAUUAAAUCUCUUUUACCUAGGCGAAUACCAAGUCUCUUUUACCUAUGCGAAUAUCAACUUACUUUUACAUCUGCGAAUAUCUGGUCUCUUUUACAUCUGCGAAUAUCUGGUCUCUUUUACAUCUGCGAAUAUCUGGUCUCUUUUACCUCUGCAAUUAUAAGGUCUUUUUGUCUUGACAAAUACCAAGUCUAUCUUAUCUCUGCGAAUACCAAGUCACUUUUACAACUGCAAAUAUCUGGUCUCUUUCACCUCCGAAUAUUACAGGUCUUUUUUGUCUUGACAAAUACCAAGUCUAUCUUACCUCUGCUAAUACCAAGUGUCUUUUACAUCUUCAAACAUCUGGUCUCUUUCACCUUGUCGAAUAUCAAGUCUCUUUUACCUCUGAGAAUAUCAAGUCUCUUUUACAUCUUCAAAUAUCUAGUCUCUUUUAAGUCUACAAAUUUCAGGUCUCUUUUACCUUGGCGAAUACAAAGUCUCUUUUACCCCUGUGAAUAUCUGGUCUCUUUUACAUUUGCAAAUUUCAGAUCUAUUUUGCCUAGGCGAAUACCAUCUCACGUUUUACCUCUUCGAAUAUCACGUCUCUUUCACCUCUGGAAAUUUCAUAUCUCUUUUCAAUGUCGAAUACCAAGUCUCUUUCCCCUCUGCGAAAAUCUGGUCUCUUUACAUUUGCGAAUAUCCGAUCUCUUUUUACCAUGGCGAAUACCAUUCUGCUUUACCUCUAUGAAUGCAAGUCUCUUUUACAUCUACGAUAUGUGGUCUCUUUUUUUACCUCUGCGAUUAUCUGGUUAUUUCCGUUUACAAAUUUUAGAUCUAUUUUACCUAAGCGAGUACCAUCUCUCUCUCUUUACUUCUGCGAAUAUCAAGUCUUUUUUACAUCUGCGAAUAUCUGGUCUCUUUUUACUGGCGAAUACGAAGUCGCUUUUUAGCUAUGCGAAUAUCCAGUCUCUUUACAACUGCGAAAAUCUGGUCUCUUUUUCAGAAAUCGAAUACCAAGUUUCGUUUACCUCUGAAUAUAAAUUUCUUUUUGCUUCUGCGAAUAUCUGGUCUCGUUUACCUCUGAAUUUUCACGUCUCUUUUUACCUUGGUGAAUACGAAGUCUCCUCUGUGAAUAGUCGUCAUUACCUCUUCAUAAUUUCUGGUCUCUUUGACAUCUGCGAAUUUCAGAUUUUUUCUUUUUACCUAGGUGAAUGCCAUGUCCAGCGCCUCUCUGCCAAUAUCAGCAAAUUUCUAGUUUUUUUACCAUGGCGAAUACCAAGUCUCUUUUACAUCUGUGAAUAUCCCUGGUCUCUUGUACUUCUGCGGAUAUUAUGUCUUUUUACCUUGGCUAAUACCAAUGCUCUUUCCUCUAUUGUGAAUGUCUGGUCUCUUUUACAUUUGCAAAUUUCUUAUCUAUUUUACCUAGGCAAGUACCAUCUCUUUAUCUCUACCCCAGAUACCAAGUCUCUUUACCUCUGCGAAUAUCAAGUUUUCUUUACAUCUGCAAAUAUCUGGUCUCUUUUACUUCUGCAAAUUUCUGGUCUUUUUAACUUGAAUACCAAAAUCUCUUUACUCUGA